AUGCUCAUCUCCUUUCUCCUAUUACUCUUCGCCGGUCCUCUAGCUGCCGUCCAAAAUGGGACGAAGCAGGUCCCAGUGGUUAUCUGGCAUGGAAUGGGUAACCUUAUAACUUCUCUGCUGCUUUCUUCCACUUUUCCUUUCUCACAGGUGACUGCUGUUGCAACCCUCUCUCGAUGGGAUCUGUCAAGAAAUUGAUUGAAGAGACGGUCCCGAACGUUUAUGUGCACAGUUUGCAGUUGGGAUCAUCCAUUGCGAAGGACAUCGAGCACGGAUUCUUCGCGAAUGUCAAUGAACUCGUCUACAUGGCGUGUAUCAAGAUCAGAAAUGAUCCGGAGCUCAAGAACGGCUUCAAUGCGAUCGGUUUCUCGCAAGGAGCUCAAUUUCUGUCAGUUUCCGCUCCAGUUAUUGUCCAUUUCUAACCGUGCUCAUUUCCAGAAGAGCUGUCGCCCAAAGAUGCCCAAAUCCGCCAAUGAAGAACUUGAUUUCCGUGGGCGGUCAGCAGCAGGGCGUUUCGGAGCGCCCUACUGCAUCGGAGACAACAUCAUGUGCAACAGCAUGAGAAAACUGCUCGACUUGGGUGCGUACACUCCGUUCGUACAGAAAAGGUCGGAAGGAACUGAUCAUUGUUAUCAGACAAUAUCGGUUUUGUUUGCAGAGUCGUUCAGGCGCAGUACUGGCAUGACCCGAACAAUCCGGAAGAGUACAAGAGACGGUCCAUCUUCCUCGCUGACAUUAACAAUGAGAUUGUGAGAGCCGACUGCUGACUCAUACAGAAUAAUCAAAAGAUGUUCAGGAAAACAAUCCGUCGUACAAGAGGAACUUGCUGAAUCUCAAAAACUUGGUACUCGUCAAAUUUAACGACGAUCACAUGGUCGUUCCGAAGGAAUCAUCGGUAAGAAAAAGGAAACGUCGGAGGGGAAAAGAAGAUGUUUCAGUGGUUCGGAUUCUACAAAAACAGGGAUAUUGAAACGAUUUUGGCCAUGAAUGAAACCGAGUUGUACAAAGAGGACCGGAUCGGAUUGAGAAAGCUGAACGAGAGCGGGCGACUCCAUUUCAUCGCAGUGGACGGAGAUCAUUUGCAGAUUCCGAGAGAGACGCUCGUGAAUGAUAUAAUCAAAAAAUACUUUAUGUAG
Messenger RNA from Caenorhabditis sp. 36 PRJEB53466, 1133 nucleotides. NCBI's taxonomy places the organism in Eukaryota, Metazoa, Nematoda, Chromadorea, Rhabditida, Rhabditidae. The record is from the annotation of a GenBank genome assembly.